UGUUGGAGCAAAACUCAUUCUGCUGCAAAGGUUUUGUUCCACUAAGGAUUUUGUUUGAAAGUAUAAAAUAUUACUCUUAUUGGGUAUAAGUCAAUAAAUAUUGUUGUGAUAGUUAUUUCGCAUUUAGAGAAAUACAAUUAAUAAAAGGGGUAUAGUGUGGAGCUGAAACUUAGUCGCAAGCAGAUUGUGAAAUUCGGAUCGAAGAUUUUUCGCUAUCAUUUUACAUUUAAAGUGUUGCCAGUUAAAAAUUGGAACAGUAGAAUCGUGGAAAAGUAAGAGAACUGUCAGCAAGUCGGUAUUAAUUUGGUAACACUACUCUUUUGAGAUUAUAGCAAAAAGCAGACAGAAAACAACGAAAAUGACAUAGUAGUUAGUAAGUGAUUUUCUCAGUAAAAACGUAAUCGAUAAAACAGAAUCAUCAAAAACUAGAAGUGUAAACCACUUAUUUUAAGAUGGGAGACGUUGAUCCAGAAACACUCUUAGAAUGGCUUUCCAUGGGUCAGGGCGAUGAGCGGGACAUGCAGCUGAUUGCCCUAGAGCAACUGUGCAUGCUUCUUCUCAUGUCUGAUAAUGUAGAUCGCUGCUUCGAAAGUUGCCCACCACGCACCUUCCUACCAGCGCUUUGUAAAAUCUUUCUGGAUGACCUCGCACCAGAAAAUGUUCUUGAAGUAACUGCACGGGCGAUUACAUACUAUUUGGAUGUCUCGGCUGAAUGCACACGCCGAAUUGUUGCUAUCGAUGGCGCCAUUAAGGCGAUUUGUAAUCGUUUGGUUGUCGCCGACUUGUCGUCGCGCACAUCACGCGAUUUAGCUGAACAAUGUAUUAAGGUGUUGGAAUUAAUUUGUACCCGUGAGGCGGGAGCUGUCUUCGAUGGUGGUGGCUUGAACUGUGUGCUCUCUUUUAUACGCGACUGUGGUUCACAAGUACAUAAGGAUACAUUGCACUCUGCUAUGGCUGUGGUGUCGCGCCUCUGUACAAAAGUUGAACCGAAUGCACCGUGCAUUCAGAAUUGUGUGGAGAGCUUAAGUACUCUGCUGCAACACGAGGAUCCGAUGGUAGCCGAUGGUGCAUUGAAAUGUUUCGCCUCCGUUGCUGAUCGCUAUACUCGCAAGUGGGUUGAUCCGGCUCCAUUGGCUGAGUAUGGACUUGUCGAAGAAUUGCUGAAACGUUUAGGAAAUGCCGCCGGAUCUGUUAACAAUACAUCAAACUCGACAGCUGCCAGUCCGGGAGCAACUUCUGGUGCUUCAACAUCGGCCAUCGGUAGUGCCAGUGGUGGUCACAAUGACAGUAUAAAUGCCGUUUCUACAACUACUACUACCACAACAAAUAAACCAGCCCAAACAAAUGAUCCUUCACGGACCUCACAAUCGAUUUCCACAACCAUAUCCUUAUUAUCCACUUUAUGUCGUGGCUCGCCAUCAAUCACACACGAUUUAUUACGUUCACAGUUACCAGAUGCAAUCGAACGUGCUUUGAAAGGUGAUGAACGCUGCGUAUUAGACUGUAUGCGUCUGGCAGAUUUGCUUUUAUUGUUACUAUUUGAGGGCCGACAAGCAUUGAAUCGCGUAGGAACAGCUGGUGGUGCUCAAGGUCAACUAGCAUCACGUGUCCGUCGCAAUGAUUCCAGCGCUGAGCGAACGCACCGUCAAUUAAUUGACUGCAUACGCUCGAAGGAUACCGAAGCCCUACAAGAGGCCAUCGAAUCUGGUGGCAUCGAUGUGAAUUGUAUGGACGAUGUUGGUCAGACACUACUUAAUUGGGCCUCUGCUUUUGGCACACUUGAGAUGGUAGAGUAUUUGUGCGAGAAGGGCGCUGACGUUAAUAAAGGGCAACGCAGCUCAUCAUUGCAUUAUGCGGCAUGCUUUGGACGUCCCAGUAUAGCUAAAGUAUUACUCAAAUAUGGCGCCUAUCCAGAUUUGCGCGAUGAAGAUGGCAAAACACCCUUGGAUAAGGCACGUGAGCGUGCCGAUGACGGACAUCGUGAGGUGGCAGCCAUAUUGCAAUCGCCUGGUGAAUGGAUGGCUGCUGGCAAUUUGACGACAAACAAAGAUGGAGCCGAUGAUAAUGGCAUAUUAGAGCCACGCGGAGAUCCAGAAAUGGCACCAAUUUAUUUGAAAUUGUUUUUGCCAGUAUUCUGCCGUACCUUUCAGGGCACAAUGCUGGGCAGCGUACGACGGGCCAGCCUCGGACUUAUAAAAAAAAUGGUGCAGUAUGCACAAUCAGGAGUACUGAAAGGACUAUGUGAGCCACAAAUGCAGCUGGAGCCAGCAACAGUUACUGGCACAAAUGCACACAAUUUGGGAACCCUAUUAGUGGAAGUCGUGGCCAGUGUAUUGGACAAUGAGGAUGAUGAUGAUGGCCACCUAGUAGUGCUUAACAUAAUUGAAGAGUUGAUGAGUAAAACACAAGAUGAAUUUUUGGACCACUUUGCACGUCUUGGUGUAUUUUCGAAAGUGCAAGCUCUGAUGGAAACAGAUAAUGAAACAAAUGACACCAUUACCACGACAGUCGUUCACACAUCUUCUAAUGCCAUCACUGCUAGUGCCGAGGACCAGCAACUGCAGAGUGGUAGCAGUGGAAUAAACAGUUCAGCACAGCAACUGCAACAGCAAACAACUUCAGCAACAGAAGACGCCAUGGAGGACGCUAAAGAAAUACUACAGGGCAAGGCUUAUCACUGGCACGAAUGGAGCAUCUGUCGGGGACGCGACUGUUUGUACGUGUGGUCAGACUCGGCAGCAUUAGAGCUCUCAAAUGGUUCGAACGGUUGGUUUCGCUUUAUACUCGAUGGCAAGUUGGCUACAAUGUACUCUAGUGGCAGCCCUGAAAAUGGCAAUGACAGCUCAGGAAGGGGUCGUGGCAUGGAUUCUGUUACUAGUGAAGAAAAUCGUGGCGAGUUCCUUGAGAAGUUGUUACGUGCUCGUUCAGCCGUGCGACCCGGCACAGCAUCACAGCCCAUUUUACCUACUGUUAGCGUGUUGCGUUUGGUUGUUGGCAACUGGGUACUCCAAUCACAAAAACCAAAUCAACUGCAAAUACACAACACUGAAGGUCAUCAAGUGACCAUACUGCAAGAUGAUUUGCCUGGAUUCAUAUUCGAAAGUAAUCGCGGUACCAAACACACUUUCACAGCUGAGCAUACACUCGGUCCAGAUUUUGCCUCCGGUUGGUCUACUGGCAAGAAGAAGAAAAUUAAAACAAAGACCGAAGUGCAGAAGACACAAGUGAAAAAUUUAGCACGUGAUCUUUACAACAAAUACUUUAAGGCUGCCCAAGCUGUUCCGCGCGGUGCUGUCGCCAAGCUCACGUCCAUCGUGAAGCAAAUCGAAAUUGCACUAGAGGAGCAGCGUUUGUCUCCACACUCCAACUGGCAGGAAAAGUUACGCACAUCACUGAGUGAGCUGGCAAAACUUUUACACGAAGAUGGUGUAGUCAGCGCUUAUGAGAUGCAUUCUUCUGGUCUUGUCCAGGCAUUGGUUGCUGUGCUUUCGAAGAACUACUGGGAUAAUGGAUUGUCACGCAACAAAAUCAAUAAAAUGCUAAAGCAGCGUAUUAGUAUUUUUAAGCAAUGCAUAUUCGAUGCUAAGUUGCCGAGUAGCGAUGUGCGUAACACCACAGCCAGUAUUCUUGUGCAGAAGUUGGUUGCAGUUUUGGAGAGUACCGAAAAACUUCCCAUCUAUAUGUACGAUGCACCUGGUGCCAGCUAUGGUCUACAGAUUUUAACUAAACGUUUGCGUUUCCGCUUGGAACGUGCCGCAUGCGAAACUACACUAUUCGAUCGCACCGGACGUACUUUAAAAAUGGAGCCAUUGGCCACAGUGGGUCAGCUGGCUAAGUACUUGCUGAAAAUGGUCGCAAAACAGUGGUAUGACAUGGAUCGUUCCACCUAUCACUAUUUGAAAAAAUUGCGAGAACAUCGUCAAGGCAUGGUUUUCAAGCACCACUAUGAUUUUGAUGAAGAGGGUCUUAUGUACUAUAUUGGUUCGAAUGGCGGCACCUGUGAAUGGGUGAAUCCCGCUCAAUAUGGUUUGGUGCAAGUUACCAGCUCUGAGGGAAAGACACUGCCAUAUGGCAAAUUAGAGGACAUACUCUCACGUGAUAGUGUAUCUGUGAACUGCCACACUAAAGACAAUAAGAAAGCUUGGUUUGCAAUCGAUCUCGGUGUCUACAUAAUACCCAAUGCAUACACUUUGCGUCAUGCACGCGGCUAUGGACGUUCAGCUUUGCGUAAUUGGAUGCUGCAAGGUUCGAAGGAUGGCGUCACUUGGACUAUGCUCGUUACACACUCGGACGAUAAGAGUUUAGUGGAGCCCGGCAGCACUGCUACUUGGCCAAUAGUGUGUGCACCCGAUGAAAUGCAAGGUUUUCGCCACAUUCGCAUACAACAGAAUGGUCGUAAUGCGUCGGGUCAGACUCACUAUCUCAGUUUGAGUGGUUUCGAGAUUUAUGGGCGUGUGGUGAGUAUCUGCGAUGACAUUGGAAAAGGUGCCAAGGAAGCAGAGGCGAAAAUACGCAAAGAGCGACGACAAAUACGCGCUCAACUCAAACAUAUUAUAACAGGCGCACGUGUGGUGCGUGGUGUUGACUGGCGCUGGGAUGAUCAAGAUGGUUGUUGCGAGGGUACAGUCACCGGCGAGAUACACAAUGGUUGGAUUGAUGUGAAGUGGGAUCAUGGAGGACGCAAUUCAUAUCGUAUGGGCGCAGAAGGCAAAUAUGAUUUGAAAUUGGCUAACUGCGAUAAUUUGUCUAUGUUUGAGGGUGGCACUUCAAUUGCGCCGGCCACCGCAGUAGCAGCAGGGGGUACAACAGCUGGUGGCGCGACUUGUGGCAAGAAAUUCGAAAAAGGUGGUACGCUCACAUCGCGCAAGUCGAGUUCUACACCAUCACUGCCGGAGGCUACUGAAAUCAAUAGGAAUACGGAAGUGCCUUCAGAUCAGGCGGCAUCCGCUGAUAAUUUGGCUUGGAAGCAGGCUGUCGAGGCUAUCACCGAAAGCGUUUUUAGUUCUGCCAAGACACAAAUGCUCAAUUCGACUGCUGGCACCAGUGGUGAUGAUGGCGAAACUAGUGGCUUGGGCAGCUCGACUGGUUGCACAACAGGUGGCAGUGGCGUCACCUUGCUGCGUGAGCGUGAAAACAUCGCCGAUCUUUCGGCCAUUAACAAUUCGAUGCAGGCUAUCAAUGCAAAUGUCGUCUCCGAUUUGGCCACAAUUACCGAAAAUUUGGUAUUAACUGAAGCAAACACAACCAAUGUGAGCGGCAACACAGUGAGUUCGUCAUCUGGUUAUGGUGGUAGUGGUGGCAGUAGCAGUCGUAAUACUUUGGCAGCCAUUUUCGGGAAUGCCGGUGUUGUUGGCAAUCAGACAGGUGUAGGUGUCGCCUCGAGUGCAUCGUCUGUUCCUGCAAAUACUGCUGGAUGUUUGCUACGUAGCGUAUCGUUGCAACAAGGCGACGAACCAAAAUCUACAAAUAUUGAAGCUAACAAUAAGAUGAAUGCAAAUAAUUCGGCAAGCACAGGCAGUAAUAUGGGUAUGGUGUUGGUUAACAUACACGGACAGCGUGUGUCACAGUUCUCUACAGAGGCUUUGGAGAUGAUCGAUAAAAUGCGCGAUGGGGUCGACAUGAUUCGAAACAACACCAACAAUAUCCUUUCUUCUGAUAUACUUUCGCUAUCGGCUGCUAAUUUGAUGACAUCAGCUGUCAAAUUUUCCAAUGUCACCGGCAAGCCAGAAGCUGGUAACGAUCAUUUCAAUGCCAGUUCCACGGAUACCUCGACCACAUCGGUAGUUGUCGAUUGCAGUGCUACAGCUGCAACAGCGGACAAGUCAGGACGCUCACCCGCUUUAAAAGUUGAAACAGAGAAGCGUAGCAAUAUUGAAGUCGCUGAAUAUAAAAAUCUUUCGGGCGUGCCAAGUGUCACGUUAACCACAAAUAGAUCCUCCAGUGUUAGCGAACAACAAGCACAACAACUACAACCACCACCGUCACAAACUGUAGAAGUAGAGCAUCAAGCGGGUGAUUUGCAAACUGGCGACAAUACUCAACAAUUGGGCGGCUCGGCCGAUAAUGUUAAUGUUUCUGUGUCAAAUCAAAUGAGUGUCAGCGUGCCCAAUCUUACCACCACAUCUGUUUCGGAAACCACUUCACAAUCGGAGGUAACUAGCCACACUGGACUUUUGGAGACUUUCGCCGCUAUGGCACGCCGUCGCACUUCGCAAGGAACAACUAAUCUGCAGAACAACCAAAUGAUUAGUUCUAACUCGAAUUCGAAUGAACACAAUAAUCAGAGUGUUGGCACUAGUUCUUUCUUCCCGAGGGGACCAAAUUCGGUGACGAGCCUAGUGAAGUUGGCACUAUCCAGCAACUUCCACUCCGGGCUGUUAAGCACCGCUCAAAGUUACCCCAGUCUUUCGUCGAACAAUGCUGGCAAUAGCGGCGGUUCGAAUAAUGGCACCGGUGGUAAUGGCAACUCUACCGCAGGUCAACAAGUGCAAACCUCUAUAAAUCCUGCACUAACUAUGAGUCUCACCUCAACUUCAAGUGAUAGUGAACAAGUUUCAUUGGAAGAUUUCUUGGAAAGUUGCCGUGCGCCGGCUUUACUCGGUGAUAUGGACGAUGACGAUGACAUGGACGAAGACAAUGACGAUGAAGAGAACGAAGACGAAUACGAAGAAGUUGGAGUAAGUCGAUUGAACACAUUAUUGCAAGUGAUGGUUUCUAGAAAUCUUCUAACGUUCAUGGACGACGAAACGCUGGAGAAUCGUUUGGCUGGAGUGAGCAAGCGCAAAUCGUGGGAUGAUGAAUUUGUACUCAAGCGACAAUUCUCCGCACUUAUCCCAGCUUUUGAUCCCCGCCCUGGACGUACAAAUGUCAAUCAAACAUCAGAUUUGGAUAUACCAGCACCUGGUACCAGUGCUGAAACAUUGCGCCAACACGAACACGUACAGCUGCCACAGCCAGUACUAUCGCUAAUAUUGCGCGGCCCUAGCAUAGGCGGUGUACCCGAUGUCGAGAUCGAAUUAGGUAAUAGUGAGUGGACGAUAUUCCGCGCAGUACAAGAACUUUUACAAGUUUCACAACUGAGCAAAACAGAUAAAUUCCGCAAGGCCUGGGAACCAACUUAUACAAUUGUUUAUCGCGAAGUGACGCCUCAAGAAUGUAUAAAUAGUGGCGUUAGUGGCACUGUGGUCGAAUGUGAUGAUGGACCGAAUACACCAGUGGUGUCGUCAAAGAGUGGAGCCUCAACACUUUCACCUAAUUCACCGAUUCGCGGUGAGUUCACAACCUCGGAAAAUGUUACCUGCUCGGUGGAUGAUGUAUUGCAGUUGCUCAGCCAAUUGAAUGCACUUAAUCAAAAGGAGACUGCCAAUGAAGGAGCAGUAGCCGGCGCCGAAGCGAAUGUGCCUACUGGCAAUCUCCCAUCCGAGUUCUUCAUGAGCAAGAAAAUUACCAACAAACUUCAACAGCAAAUACAGGACCCAUUAGUGUUGGCAAGCAAUGCUUUGCCGAAUUGGUGUGAAGAUCUCAAUCAAGCUUGCCCUUUUCUGUUUCCGUUCGAAACACGCCAGCUGUAUUUUAACUGUACCGCAUUUGGUGCAUCGCGUAGUAUUGUUUGUCUUCAGUCGCAACGUGAUGUGACUUUGGAGCGACAACGUAUGCCUGGACUGAGCCCAAGGCGUGAUGAUCAGCACGAAUUCCGUGUUGGUCGGUUGAAGCAUGAGCGUGUUAAGGUGCCGCGCAAUGAGAAUUUACUUGAGUGGGCCAUGCAAGUGAUGAAGGUGCAUUGCAAUCGCAAAUCAGUGUUGGAGGUAGAGUUUGUUGGUGAAGAGGGCACUGGACUGGGGCCGACAUUGGAGUUCUUUGCACUGGUCGCAGCCGAAUUGCAACGCACUGAUCUCUGCAUGUGGCUUUGUGAUGAUGCCAAUCAAGAAAUGCACGAUAAAAAUAGCGAGCAAAAUAAACAUCUUAUAGCCAGCGAUGACAUUAAACCAGUUGGUUACUAUGUAAACCGACGCGAAAAUGGCCUUUUCCCAGCGCCCUUGCCGCAAAAUUCGGAAAUGUGCGAUCGUGUAUCGAAAUACUUUUGGUUCCUUGGCGUAUUCUUGGCGAAAGUGCUUCAGGAUAUGCGUUUGGUAGACUUACCACUGUCAGAUUCGUUCCUAAAACUUUUAUGCCACAAUAAAGUGCUGUCGCGUGGUGUACAUCAAAUCCAAUCGAAUCCUGCCUCCGAAGACCUAAUGACUUCAUCAGUAGUGUCGGAGGAUUCGGAACUGGCCGAAACUUGCUCGAAAUUAUUAGCUGGUGUUGGUAUUAGCAGUACUACGGAAUAUAACACAACCAAUUGUUGGUAUGAUGGCAUUUUAACACAUGACAACCUCGCUGAAAUCGAUCCUAUACGUUACGAAUUCAUUAAAGAGCUGCAAGAAUUGGUUGCACGCAAACAGGCCGUAGAGAGUGAUGCGUCUCUUACGCCCGACCAAAGACGUGAACAAUUGGAGGCACUCAAAUUACGCACUAAACAAAAUGAAGAAAUUGAUUUGGAGGAUUUAGCUUUGACAUUUACUUAUUUGCCCAGUUCAUCUGUUUACGGUUAUCCCUAUGCUGAGCUAGUACCAAAUGGCGCCAACAUUGAUGUUACGCUGAAUAAUUUGGAAGAGUACUGCGAUCUGUUGAUAAAUUUCCUCCUGCAGGAUGGCAUUGCGAAGCAGUUGGAAGCAUUCCAUCGCGGUUUCUGUGAAGUAUUCCCACUCAAAAAACUGGCUGCUUUCAGACCAGCUGAAGCGCGUAUGAUGAUUUGCGGAGAGCAACAUCCGCAAUGGACACGUGAAGAUCUCAUCAAUUACACAGAACCCAAACUUGGAUACUCCAAAGACAGCCCUGGUUUCCUACGUUUUGUCAAUGUCCUAAUGAGCAUGACCGGGCCCGAGCGUAAGGCAUUCCUGCAAUUCACCACAGGUUGCAGUAGCUUACCACCAGGCGGUUUAGCCAAUUUGCAUCCACGUUUAACAGUCGUGCGUAAAGUAGAUGCCGGUGAUGGCAGUUAUCCGUCGGUAAAUACAUGCGUGCAUUAUCUAAAGCUGCCCGAUUACCAAACGGAGGAGAUAAUGAAAGAACGUUUACUGACUGCAACAAAAGAGAAAGGAUUCCAUUUGAAUUAAUUUACAUACAAUAUGUGUUUAAAUAUUUUACUUACGUCUCUAUAUUAAUCUUAAGCAUUUCAAAUUGGGCGUUAACAUUGUUAGGGCGUUUCUACGAGAACAAUAUUCAGUUGAUGGUGAUAAAAUUGUUUUAUCUUUUAUCGUUUUUGCUGCUGAGUUUUGAUGUAAAAAAUUAGGAAGUGUAACUUACAUAUAUACGAUAUGUAAACAGAAAAUUUUUCAUAAAAUAGCACAUGAAAGUCAACGGAAGGACAUGAUAAGUUUGUUUUGCUCCCAAAAGCGACAAUCUGUAAAAAAGUAAGGCGAAAAUGCGUGUUAAAACUAAGUAGAACAAGGUACCAACCAAACUAAACAAGCAACCUUCCUUCAAAUGAAAGUGAAUGAGACGAUGAUUGAACGUUGCCUAACGUAACUCUCCCACAUGGUUAAAAAACUAGAUAAAUAGCAAGAAGGGGCUAAAAUAAAGGCCCACGAGCAGUAAACAGCAAAUUCAUCACACAAAAGAUCCCAGUAGCUUAUAAUAGUAUGUACAUAUAUAUGUUCUUUGAUUGAGAAAUUAAUUUACUUGUUGAUUAAACCAUAAUUUCCCCAUACAUACAAUAUUCCUACAUAUUAUAUAUAAAACCAAUUACAAUACAACAUUUCAAUAUUCAUACUAGUGCAUACAUACAUACUGGUGUAUUAUUAGCAAAGAAAAAAUCGACUUAAAUAUUUAUACGAUGGCAAAAUGCAGAAACAAACGACUGUUAUAAGUUAAAUUGGAGCACUAGAAAAGUGAAACGCUGGACUGAGGCGGCUCGAUAGGUUUAUUCAAUAAAUUUUUGUAUGCUUCCCGUAGUGCAUAAUUAAAUUCGAAAACACAUUUGCUUUGUGCAUUCACUUUUCCUUUAACGGAAACGGAAACAAGAGCUUAACAGAAACAAUGGGAGAAAUUUUGUGGCAAAGAGAACAAUUUGAGAAAAGCUAUCGGAUAGACUGUUUUACCCAUUAAUUAAACUUUUAUUUCUUCAUAAACUUCUUUUUGGCAAACUAUUCACAAAUGUCUUCACCGAAAUGUUCUGUUUACGUUGUGUUUAUAAAAAAUUACCAGUUUUAUUAGCAGAAACUUGCAAUUUCCUCACGUUGUUACGUUCUCGGUAAUGGGGUCUCUUGAAAAAAAAUGUCGAGUACAUGAGCACACGCUCUACCAGUAAAAGCAUGAAAGAUUUGCAAAAAUUUUUUUCAAACAAAAGAAAUUAAAAAAAUGGCGCCUACUUUUGUCACAUUUGUCCAGUUGGAAGAAAAAUCAGUACAUACUUUGACGAUAGAAGAAAUAUAAAUUUGGUUUUGUGGUUAAAAUUUAUUUAAGAAAUAAAAUAAUGGGUUUAUUUUUGCCGCAUUUGUUUUUAUAAAAAAUAAAAAUUAGCAAGAAAAUUAA
This is a messenger RNA of Anastrepha obliqua, 10572 nucleotides long. RefSeq names its product E3 ubiquitin-protein ligase Ufd4 (gene Ufd4). The record is from RefSeq and is a predicted model, not a curated record. The coding region runs from base 453 to 9155 and encodes 2900 amino acids. Gene Ontology annotation, cellular component: nuclear speck. Gene Ontology annotation, molecular function: protein binding; metal ion binding; ubiquitin protein ligase activity. Gene Ontology annotation, biological process: proteasome-mediated ubiquitin-dependent protein catabolic process; anatomical structure development; protein K63-linked ubiquitination. NCBI's taxonomy places the organism in Eukaryota, Metazoa, Arthropoda, Insecta, Diptera, Tephritidae. The transcript is spliced from 12 exons.